Messenger RNA from Scatophagus argus, 1917 nucleotides. RefSeq names its product mu-type opioid receptor-like. Bases 229 to 1197 code for a protein of 322 amino acids. Gene Ontology annotation, cellular component: membrane. Lineage: Eukaryota; Metazoa; Chordata; Actinopteri; Scatophagidae. The record is from RefSeq and is a predicted model, not a curated record. Gene Ontology annotation, biological process: G protein-coupled receptor signaling pathway. The transcript is spliced from 2 exons. Gene Ontology annotation, molecular function: G protein-coupled receptor activity.
CUAACAUGCUGCCUGUGAGAAAAAGAAACUAUCUUAAGUGGUCUUCAGCUGAACUAAAUUCUUUGCAGGACUUCUGCUGGAAGCUGCUGUUGGCUGUUGAAAUGAAAAGAAGAAGAAGAAGAAAAAGAAAAGGAAAUCUCAAGAGGUGUCAGCUGGUGACUUCAGGGUACCGCAGCUCUUUGUGUUAUAAAAUACUGGUUGCACUUCAGAGCCCGUUGCGCAUGAACGAUGCUCCUCUCCAACACCACAGGCUCUCUGACAGGAGCAGUGCCCCUCUCGGUGGACUUCGACAGUCCUGUGGAUUACUUCGUCUUUAUUUUCCAGAUUUUAUUCGCCACGGCUGCUGUCCUCAUAGCCGGAACAGUAGUUAUUGGCAUCUCGGCCACCAGAGCGCUCCGCCUGCAAAACAGGUUUAUUUUCAUGCUGAACACCAGUAUUUGUGACACGCUGGUUGGGUUUUCAGUGUUUUAUCUGGGUCUGUUUGACGUUCAGGAGGGAUAUCCGUCUAGAAACGGCACUUAUUAUGUUUUGCCGUCGCUUCUUGGGAUAAACAUAAUGACGUUUUUAUUUGCGCAAUUUGACCGGUAUUUUGCGGUGUGUCAUCCAUUCAUCUACAGCCGCUUCAUAACAAGACAGUUUGUGAUUUGCAUCAACAUCUACUGCUGGCUUUAUAACUUUGCUCAUUUGCUCGCCAGGAAUUUGAUACCACUUUCCAAAUCGAUACAGCUGUACGUGUUCAGCAUCGUGUUCUUACAACUCAUCGUGCUCACCAAAGUGGUCAUGACUAUUAAACUGUAUGUUAUUGCCAGGUACCAGGUCGAGAGAGACCCUCCCAGCGCCGAGAAAGACAGCAAGAAGGAGUCAUUAAGAAUCAUCAUUUUUGUUGUCAUAAGCUUCUUGGUGUUGUGGUGCCCCGCUUUUGUUAACAUCAUCAUCAGGUUUGUGGUUGGAGGAGGGCUGACGUUUAGAAACGAGGCCACUAACCCCUUCGCCAUCCUGGCUAGGAUGAACGCUGUGUGCACCCCGGCGGUGUACCUGUGGGGGAGUCCGGCUCUGAGAGAGGCCACGGUGAGGACCGUGUGGGGCAGAGUGUGUCCCAGAUGCAGGAGGAGAUUGGGCUCCUGUCACCGCAAGGACCAGAGCAAAGGUGAUGGAAAUAACAAGAACCGGAGGAGUCCAUUCAGCAAGUGGUUCUGAUCUCUCCCUGUCUGUCUCUGUCUCCGUCUCUCCUUAUAAACUAAAUAGGAAUUUUAUUAAAGCACUUUCUGUUCAUUUCACGACUUAGGUUGCAUAUAGUAACAGUAACAUGUUAUAACAUAAAUGCAAGAAUGACGAUCAAGUGGUAUAUUUCAACUACAUUAAAGUUUAUUUAUCUAACUGUAUUCAUGUUUAUUGUGUAAUUUUUUUGCACCUGAAGGCGAGCUUGAUUAAAAAAUGUUGUUUUAUAUUUCUCAUAGAACAGGUUUUGUUUUGCUUUAGAAACUGAGCAAAUACAUCUAUCUUUUAUCUAAAUGGAAACCAGCUAAUUUGGUUGCACCCCAAACUUACAGCUGUGUUAAGUGUGAGCUGUCACAUAAGUAAGUUGAUCAACUGUUAGUGAGGAGAAAUAUGUGAAUGCAUGAUACUGUAAGUCAUGGCAGGCAUUAGUAAAGCAUUGUUUAAGUAUGUGAUCUGUGCCCUUGUUAUAAAGUGACAGCAGUUAAACCACCUGUGAAGAUCGCUACUGUUUGUUACAGUUCUUCCAUUUAUUAACUCUAAAUAGAAGGAAUGCAAAGCUUAAUAGGUUCAUAACUUGAACAUUUAUGAUUAAAGGUAUUUGUCAAGGUUCAUUUUAUAAUGGGCAGUGAAAAAACAUCACAUGAGCUGUUCGAUAAAGCACUUGCCUUUCAAGUACACAAAUAAUUCAUGCAGUUUGAA